Messenger RNA from Daucus carota subsp. sativus, 3596 nucleotides. Its product is annotated as villin-4. Lineage: Eukaryota; Viridiplantae; Streptophyta; Magnoliopsida; Apiales; Apiaceae. Bases 226 to 3102 code for a protein of 958 amino acids. Gene Ontology annotation, molecular function: actin filament binding. The transcript is spliced from 24 exons. Gene Ontology annotation, biological process: actin filament severing; cytoskeleton organization. The record is from RefSeq and is a predicted model, not a curated record.
CAUCAUUCUCCUCUUUCCUUUUCUAUUUUUUUCCCUUCUAUUCUCUCUUUUCUCCACCAUCUUUCCUUAUUUUUCAACUCAUUCUUUUUUAUUAAAUCUCCACAACUUCAAUUUCACUUUCAAUCUGUGUGCGUCGUUUGAUCUGUUCAAUCACUUCCAGGUUCAGGUGGUAGUUUCACAGUCCCGAUAAUUUCAAAUUUCCAAAAAGAGAUUAAAAGAACAGUUAUGGCUGUUUCCAUGAGAGAUUUGGAUUCAGCCUUUCAAGGAGCUGGGCAGAAGGCCGGGCUAGAGAUUUGGCGCAUUGAGAAUUUUCGCCCGGUACCAGUGUCGAAAACUUUACAUGGAAAGUUUUUUACUGGGGAUUCAUACGUGAUUUUGAAGACAACUGCCUUAAAAAGUGGCGCCCUACGUAAUGAUAUUCAUUAUUGGAUAGGUAAAGAUUGUAGUCAAGAUGAAGCUGGAACAGCAGCAAUAAAGACUGUUGAACUGGAUGCAGUUCUUGGAGGGCGUGCUGUUCAAUAUCGGGAAGUGCAAGGCCAUGAAACUGAGAAAUUUCUUUCUUAUUUUAAACCAUGUAUCAUACCUCAAGAAGGCGGAGUUGCAUCUGGAUUUAAACAUGCUGAAGCUGAAGAAUAUAAGACUCGUUUAUAUGUGUGCAGAGGCAAGCAUGUUGUUCAAGUGAAAGAGGUUGCCUUUGCUCGAUCCUCUCUCAAUCAUGACGACAUAUUUAUACUUGAUACGGCGUCUAAGAUUUUUCAGUUUAAUGGUUCCAACUCAUCUAUACAAGAGAGAGCUAAAGCAUUGGAAGUAGUUCAGUACAUUAAAGAUACGUAUCAUGAUGGAAAAUGUGAGAUAGCUGCCAUUGAGGAUGGGAGACUAAUGGCUGAUGCUGAUACUGGAGAAUUCUGGGGUUUAUUUGGUGGAUUUGCUCCAUUGCCAAGAAAAUCGGCCGCCGAAGACGCUAAUAAUAUUUCUGAUGUUCCUACAAGACUUUUUGGUAUUGUUAAGGGGCAGCAUGAACCUAUGGAUGUGGAUUCCUUGAAGAGGGAGCUGCUCGACACUUAUAAAUGUUAUCUAUUGGAUUGUGGGUCAGAAGUCUUUGUGUGGAUUGGAAGAAAUACUUCUCUUGAUGAGCGCAAAAGUGCAAGUGGAGCUGGAGAGGAAUUACUUCGUACCGUUCCUCGGCCGAAAACUCAUAUAAUUCGUGUAAUGGAGGGAUUUGAGACAGUUAUGUUCAGAUCAAAAUUUGAUUCUUGGCCUCAGUCAACAGAUGUAACAGUAUCUGAGGAUGGUAGAAGCAAGGUUGCUGCACUUCUGAAACGCCAAGGGCUGAAUGUGAAAGGCCUGCAGAAAGCUACUCCCACUAAAGAAGAGCCUCAACCUUAUAUCGACUGCACAGGAAACUUACAGGUGUGGCAUGUGGAUGGUGAUGCGAAGACUCCUCUUUCAGAUUCCAACAUAUCAAAAUUUUACAGUGGAGACUGCUAUAUCUUUCAGUACACAUAUCCUGGGGACUCUGGUGAGGAAUACAUCAUAGGGACAUGGUUUGGAAAUCAAAGUGUUGAGGAAGAUAGAAAUUCAGCAACUUCACAAGCAAACAAGAUGGUUGAGUCGUUAAAGUUUUUACCUGUCCAGGCACGCAUAUGUGAAGGAAAUGAAUCUAUCCAGUUCUUUUCAAUUUUCCAGAGCUUUCUUGUUUUUAAGGGCGGUUUUAGCGAAAGAUACAAAAUGUAUAUAGCUGAGAAGGAACUUCCAGAUGUUACCUAUUCUGAGGAUGGGCUAGCUCUGUUUCGGGUGCAGGGAACUGGACCAGAAAACAUGCAAGCAAUUCAAGUUGAAGCAGUUGCUUCUUCUCUAAAUUCUUCCCAUUGUUACAUAUUGCACAAUGGAUCUUCUGUCUUUACCUGGUUUGGCAACCUUACAACCUCAGAGGACCAGGAACUUGUUGAGAGGUUGCUGGAUCUGAUAAAGCCAAAUAUGCAGUCCAGAUUACAGAAGGAAGGCUCAGAAUCUGAGCAAUUCUGGGAUUUGUUAGGGGGAAAAUCUGAGUACCCCAGUCAGAAGGUCGGCAGGGAUGUUGAAAGUGAUCCUCAUUUAUUCUCGUGUUCCUUCUCAAAUGAUUUGAAGGUGAAAGAGAUUUACAACUUUGACCAGGAUGAUUUGAUGACUGAAGAUAUCUUCAUCCUGGAUUGUCACUCUGAUAUUUUUGUCUGGGUGGGGCAACAGGUCAACUCCAAAUAUAAAAAGGAUGCUCUAACUAUCGGAGAGAAAUUUCUUGAACAUGACUUUCUCUUAGAAAAAUUAUCUGGUCAAGCACCAAUUUAUAUCGUAACGGAGGGGAGUGAACCAACAUUCUUUACGCGUUUCUUUACAUGGGACUCCACAAAAUCUGCAAUGCAUGGAAGCUCCUUCCAGAGAAAACUUGCUAUAAUAAAAAACGGAGGGACUCCAGUUAUGGAUAAACCGAAGAGGAGAACACCUGUAUCAUAUGGAGGAAGAUCUGCUGCUUUGCCAGAAAAAUCACAACGUUCCAGAAGUGUGACAUUCAGCCCUGAGCGAGUCCGUGUACGGGGCAGAUCUCCUGCCUUCAAUGCACUAGCCGCUGCUUUUGAGAAUCCUAAUGCGAGGAAUCUGUCGACUCCUCCGCCAGUUGUAAAGAAGCUUUACCCGAAAUCUGGAAGCCCUGAUUCGGCAAAAUCGACUCCUAGAUCAUCAGCUAUAACAGCAUUAACGUCAAGUUUUGAUAAACCAGCACGAGAAACAUUGAUUCCCCGCUCAGUUAAAGUGAGCCCUCAGGCAACAAUCCCAAAACCAGAUACAGAAAGCAAGGAAAAUGUGAUGAGUAGCAGAAUAGAAUCCCUAACAAUACAGGAGGAUGUGAAGGAAGGUGAGGCUGAUGAUGAGGAAGGUGUCACAACUUACCCUUACGACCGUCUCACUAUAUCAUCAGCGGAUCCUGUAAAAGACAUUGAUGUGACCAAAAGGGAGACUUAUCUCACGUCACAGGAGUUCAGAGAGAAGUUUGGAAUGACGAAGUCUAGCUUUUAUAAGUUGCCAAAAUGGAAACAGAAUAAGUUAAAAAUGGCGCUUCAACUAUUCUAAAUUUUGUACUGCAUCUGGUUGUGUCUAGCUUCUUACAGCUUAGAUUGUGAAUCUGGAAAUCAUUUUUGAAACAGGGGGACUUGUUUCCCGUAAGGGACAUCGUCAGUGCAUUUUUAGCUGCUUCUGCUCCCUAGAAGCCUUUUUACAUGAAAAUUGGAUAUGGCUCCAGUUUUUUCUUUAAAUUUAUUUAUCAUAUUGUUGGUCUGAUUCUUCUCACAUAUAUUCACAUUUUUCUUUCAAGUAGUUGCAUUGAUGGUAUAUUCUUUGCGGUCUCCCAGUGUGCCGGAGCUUAAUUUUUGCAUUUGUGCUCCCCUAUUUUCUUUAUUUUUUAGUCAUUGGUUUGGAAAGGGUGCUAGAGUUUGCAGAAAUUAUUUUUGUAGAAUUGUAGAGUGAGGAUGAAGGCGUGUAUACCAUUGUAAAUCCAUAUAAUUAUUACUCAUUUUUUUGGGUAUUGUAAAGUGUGAUUUGUUUAUUUAAAUAUUUUAUAGCUGUCA